Messenger RNA from Cuscuta epithymum, 499 nucleotides. The record is from the annotation of a GenBank genome assembly. Lineage: Eukaryota; Viridiplantae; Streptophyta; Magnoliopsida; Solanales; Convolvulaceae.
CUCAGCUUCUUUAACAACCCUGAGAGCGUACCAGUCUAUUCACGGAAGAUGACUAAGAGAACCAAGAAGGGUGGUAUUGUUGGAAAGUAUGGUACCCGUUACGGUGCAAGUUUGAGAAAACAAAUCAAGAAAAUGGAAGUAAGUCAGCACAGCAAGUUCUUCUGUGAAUUUUGUGGCAAGUACGCUGUGAAGAGAAAAGCAGUUGGUAUUUGGGGGUGCAAGGACUGUGGGAAGGUCAAAGCUGGCGGUGCUUACACAUUGAACACGGCUAGUGUUGUCACUGUUAGAAGCACGUACCAUCAGAAGGCUCCGUGAGCAGACUGAGAAUUAGAAUGAUUUUUGGAGUUUUUAAAUUGAAUGGGCUUGUAUCUUGUCUUUGUUGCUUUAAAGUUUGCUUUUCAUCCCAAAUACAUUGCAAUUAGGUGAAAGCUUUAUCUUAGUUGACUCUGUACUGAGUUGUUUUUAUUGAACAAUUUUAAUUAUAAUGUUCUCCUGUUAA